Molecule: messenger RNA, 1547 nt
Organism: Diprion similis
Lineage: Eukaryota; Metazoa; Arthropoda; Insecta; Hymenoptera; Diprionidae
Product: leucine-rich repeat-containing protein 59
Exons: 7
Coding region: 196-1203 (335 amino acids)
Molecular function (GO): protein binding
Source: RefSeq, a predicted model, not a curated record
CAAUAUGUCAAAUUCUAUGACCGUAAAUUCGCUUACGUGGACACGGUUUGACUUUAUUCCAACUUAUUCUGAGUGACGCAUUUUGGAAGACUUUAUCUGCGACCUUUGUCCAUAAUAAACAAUAGAAAUACGACCUAAUCUGGACAGCUAUUAGCCGUCGCGACCAAUUUACUGCCUGGGUUUUCAACUGCAGAUAUGUCGUCCAAGAUGAAUUUGAAGGAUAAAUUACAAGACGAUACUUUGGAUCUGAGCAUGUCUGACCUUCAGGAAGUACCUGUAAAAGAUAUUGCUGCAAUCAGAAAAGCAUCCCACCUGGAUCUCUCGAACAACAGGCUGGUCUCUUUGCCAAAAACAUUCGCCACAUUGACGCACAUAGUCAAGCUGGAUUUGAGCAAAAACCAGUUGACGGAGUUGCCGGAAAAUUUUGGAGAUAUGCGCCAACUCAAAUACAUUGAUCUCUACAGUAACAAUAUAAGUCGUUUACCAUUGAGCUUAGGUGAGCUGAAGAAUUUAAAGUGGCUAGAUUUGAAGGAAAACCCUCUGACGCCGGGAGUAGCCAGUGUUGCUGGAUUGUGCAGUAAUGCCAGGGAGUGUCAAGCUUGCGCUCGUAAUGUUGUUGCAUAUUUAAGUAGUGCAAAACGAGCUAUUGACGAGGAACAACAGCGUAGGAUAAUCGCAAGUGCAGCAGUUGAAGCAGAGAAAGGUACGGGACCUAUGAAAAAAGAGGGGAAGAAGAAGAAGAAAAAAGCAGAAAACAAGGAGAGCAGGUCACAAGUAGAUAGGGAAAAUUCAGCAGGCCUUAAGUCAGACCGACAAAAGACCAAUGGGCAUACAUCUGCACUAAGACUGAAGUCCGAGUACAAAAAUAGUUACGGACUAUCAUCUUCACGGAAAGAUGGAAUUGCUGGUAGACUGUGCAGAGGUUUGAUCAAACUAUUCUUCUGGUUGAUAGCGAUAAGUAUUGUUGUUAUAUUAAGUCUUGUGACAUUGCCCUUGUUUGAUAAGCAACGGGCGGAUUCUAUUUCUAAUUACUUGGAGCUCCAAACGGGGCAGCCAGUUCGGUAUUACCAACAAUCAAGUACUGAAUAUUUAAACAAAUUUAUUGACAACGUUAUUCUAUGGACUGAACAAGCACAAAUCGUUUUGAAAGAAAUUUAUUCCAAGUAUUUUGCUAUUGGGAGUAGUUUGAAAAACGAUCUAUAAAUAUUUGACGUAAAUUGAUAUAUUUCGUGAAAAAUGCACGAUUAAAGUUUACAUUUAUCUACAAUUGUUGAUAUUGGCAAAGUAUAUAUAUAUAUAUAUUAUGUGUACUUAUUUAUAUAUCCAUUGAUUCCUCUUUGCUAAGUAAUUUAAUGUAUAAUUGUGAAUAUAAGAUGAUUUUGCACGUGAAUUGAAAAUAUUCGGAAGUUUGAAAGAUUCUUUACAUAUUAUCCAUGUUUAAAACAUAUGUGCUGUCAUUUUACAUCAUAUUCAAUAAUUUUGAAUUUACUCUUACAAAUACCUGUAUAGUUCGAUACGAAUAUACAAACUUAGACACGCAGAUUUAU